GGAAGAUAGAAAGGUCACGGAAGAAGUGCAUGCUGGGUAAACACGUGUAGAAGAAGACUAGAGCGGUAUCGGUGACGCGUCAAGUUUGCCACCAUGUCGUCUAAAAAGAAACAGGAUGGCGAUGAGCGCUUCCUCCGGGUGCAGAAAGACCCCAGAUUCUGGGAAAUGCCCGAUAAAGAGCGCAAAAUCAAGAUCGACAAGCGCUUCCAGUCCAUGUUUCACGACAAGCGAUUCAAGGUGAAGUACACGGUGGACAAACGAGGCCGCCCCAUCAACCAAACCUCCACAGAGGACCUGAAGCGCUUCUACAAAGUCUCUGACUCAGAGGACGAAGAGGAUGAGGAGAAUGUGAAGAGCAAGAAGGUGGCAGAGGGCAAGAAGAAGAAGAAAAAAGUGAAGGAGAGGCUGUUGAAGGCUGAUGAAGAGGCGAAGAGAGGAAAAGCAGCGCAGGGCAGAGAUGGACAGCAGCCUGAACGAGGUGUCAGAGUCAUUGAAGAAGAUGAUGAAGAUGAAGAGAAGCAACAACCUGCAGAGGAGGAUGAUCUUGACCUGGGAGACAGUGUCACAGACGGCAGUGAGGAGGAUGAUGAUGAUGAUGAAGACGAUGGUGAUGAUGCAGAAGAUGAGAGUGACAUGGCGAGUGGAUCAGAGGAGGAUGAUGAGUCCGGUCUGGAUUCAGAGGAGGACAGUGACAGCGGGCCAGAUCUGGCCAGAGGGAAGGGAAACAUCGAGACCAGCUCAGAUGAAGAUGACGAUGACGAUGUGGACGCCAUCCUGAGGCGAGAGGAAGAGGAGAUUGAACACGACUGGGGGGAGCUGGCCAAAGAUGCUCCACGUAGUGAAGAGGUUUCUGCCCGACUGGCCGUCUGCAACAUGGACUGGGACCGGAUUAAAGCCAGAGACCUGCUGGCUCUGUUCAAGUCCUUCGUACCUAAAGGAGGAGCUGUGCUGUCUGUCAAGAUCUACCCGUCAGAGUUUGGGAAGGAGAGGCUGAAGGCGGAGGAGACUCAGGGGCCGCUGGAGCUGAGAGCUCUGCCAGAUGACUCGGAGGACGACACAGAGGAGGACAAAAAUUACAGAGAGAAGUUGCGUGACUACCAGUUUAAGCGGCUGAAGUAUUUCUACGCUGUGGUGGAGUGUGACUCGGUCGACACCGCUGCCAAAAUCUACCAGGAGUGUGACGGCUACGAGUAUGAGAGCAGCUGCUCCAUCCUGGACCUCCGGUUUGUUCCAGAUGAAGUCAAGUUUGGCGAGGAGCCCAAAGACGUGGCCACAGAUGUGAACCUCUCAGCUUACACGCCCAAACUGUUCACCUCGUCUGCCAACGCUACAUCAAAGGUGCAGCUGACGUGGGAUGAGACAGACAACGACCGCGUGACCGCCCUGAACAGGAAGUUCAACAAGGACGAGCUGCUGGCCAUGGACUUCAACGCCUACCUGGCCUCCUCCAGCGAAGAAGAAGACGAGAAUGAAGGAGGAGGAUUUGAGUUUGGAGAGCAGGAGAGCAGAGACGAUGACGCAACAGCAGAUGCUAAACAGACAGAAGUAGUGGAGGUGAAGAAACCAGAGGAGGAGGAGGCGAAGAAGAAAAAGAAGAAGAAAAGCGAGGAGCAGAUCUCCAAGUACAGAGAGCUGCUGAAAGGCAUCCAGGACAAAGAGAAGAAGCUGCAGGAGGACAAAGGCAUGGAGAUGGAGAUCACCUGGGUGCCAGGGCUGAGGGAGACGACGGAGCAGCUGGUGAAGAAGAAGUUGGAGGGCAAAGACAACCUGACGCCCUGGGAGGAGUUCCUGCAGAAGAAGAAAGACAGAAAGAAGCAGAAGAAAUCUCAAAGAAAAGAGGGCGAGGAUGACGAAGACCUCAGUGAUGACGAGCUUCCUCCAGACGUGGAUCUCAAUGACCCCUUCUUCGCAGAGGAGCUCGCUGCUACAGACAUGAAGAAGAAACAGAAGGGGAAGAAGAAGAAGAAGCAACAGGAGGAAGAGGAGCGGACAGCUGAGGAGGAUGAGGAGCUGGAGAAACAAAAGGCGGAGAUGGCUCUGCUCAUGGAAGACGACGCCGACGAGGCCAAACACAAACACUUUAACUACGACAAGAUCGUAGAGCAGCAGAACCUGAGCAAGAAGAAGAGGAAGAAGCUGCUGAAGAAGGGCGAGGAGCCGCUGGAGGGCGACGACUUCCAGGUGGACGUUAAAGACCCUCGCUUCCAGGCCAUGUUCACCUCCCACCUGUUCAACCUGGACCCGUCACACCCCAACUACAAGAAGACUAAAGCCACGCAGAGCAUCCUGGCUGAGAAGCAGCGCAGACGAGCUGAGGAGCAGCGCCGCAUGGAGGACAUGCUCAGUGCUCAGAGGGACACGCCCACACAGAAGGAGCCCGCCGCAGUGGCUGGAAAGAAGCGGGAAAAUGACUCUGACGCUGCAACAGUUGAGGACGCUUCAAAGAAAUCGAUGGACCCCGGUUUGUCUCUGCUCAUCAAGUCCAUUAAAAGCAAAACGGAGCAGUUUCAGGCUCGGAAGAAACAGAAGUUCAUGUAAGUUUGACUUUCUGCAAAUGUUUUUACAAGAAAACAGACUGAGACUCUGGAUCCUCCUAAAA
Messenger RNA from Epinephelus fuscoguttatus (brown-marbled grouper), 2599 nucleotides. RefSeq names its product ESF1, nucleolar pre-rRNA processing protein, homolog (S. cerevisiae) (gene esf1). The record is from RefSeq and is a predicted model, not a curated record. Lineage: Eukaryota; Metazoa; Chordata; Actinopteri; Perciformes; Serranidae. Gene Ontology annotation, biological process: rRNA processing. The transcript has 14 exons. Gene Ontology annotation, cellular component: nucleus. Bases 94 to 2538 code for a protein of 814 amino acids. Gene Ontology annotation, molecular function: RNA binding.